GGAGCCGCAGUUCUGCUGGACGCCUACCGGUUUUGCCAGCGCGGCAGCGGCGGAUCUCUCGGUUCCAACCAGUGGGUCCUGUGGGGGAGAGCUGAGGCGGAGAAAGGGCGCGGAACUAGAAAAGGGUGAGUCAGACCCUGCCUACGCGAUAAAGGGAGGCAGCACUGCGGCGUAGAGCUGAGUGCGGCCCCUGCUGCUGUCUAUUUAGGGACGCCGCGAUCUUAGCGCCAGCGAGAGGAGGGUGAGGAGGAGCCAGAGCCGGGUCCUGGCCCCGUUCUCGCCUCUAACAGCCCGCCGCCAUCGCCACCAUGCAGUCCCGGGAAGAAGCUCCGCGCUCUCGCCGCCUCGCCAGUCCCCGUGGAGGGAGGCGUCCCAAAAGGAUUUCCAAGCCUUCGGUUUCGGCUUUUUUCACGGGCCCGGAGGAGCUGAAGGACACGGCCCAUUCUGCAGCUUUGCUGGCACAGCUUAAGUCCUUCUACGACGCGCGGCUGCUUUGCGAUGUGACCAUCGAGGUCGUGACACCUGGCAGCGGGCCUGGCACCGGCCGCCUUUUUUCCUGCAACCGUAAUGUGCUGGCUGCCGCGUGUCCCUACUUCAAGAGCAUGUUCACCGGCGGCAUGUACGAGAGCCAGCAGGCGAGCGUGACCAUGCACGACGUGGAUGCCGAGUCCUUCGAGGUGUUGGUCGACUACUGCUACACGGGUCGCGUAUCGCUAAGUGAAGCCAAUGUCCAGCGCCUUUACGCGGCCUCGGACAUGCUACAGCUAGAGUACGUGCGGGAAGCCUGUGCCUCCUUCCUAGCCCGCCGCCUUGAUCUGGCCAACUGCACUGCUAUCCUCAAGUUCGCUGACGCCUUCGACCACCACAAGCUGCGGUCACAGGCUCAGUCCUUUAUAGCCCACAACUUCAAGCAGCUCAGCCGCAUGGGUUCAGUUCGGGAGGAGACUCUGGCAGAUCUGACCCUGGCCCAGCUGCUGGCAGUCUUGCGCCUGGAUAGUCUCGAUAUCGAGAGCGAGCGGACAGUGUGUCACGUGGCUGUGCAGUGGUUGGAGGCGACCCCCAAGGAGCGGGGUCCCAGUGCAACAGAAGUCUUCAAGUGUGUCCGCUGGGCACACUUCACUGAUGAAGAUCGAGAUUACCUGGAAGGGCUGCUGACCAAGCCCAUUGUGAAGAAACACUGCCUGGACCUUAUUGAGGGUGUCCUGCAAAUGCGAUAUGGUGACAUGUUACACAAGUCUCCGGCGCCAAAGCCAGAGAGCAGCAGCGGCUCUGUUGUUCCUGCAGCAGAAAACCCGCCCCAGAGGCUGGGUAUGUGUGCCAAGGAGAUGGUGAUCUUCUUUGGGCAUCCCAGAGAUCCCUUUCUCUGCUAUGACCCAUACUCAGGCGACAUCUACACAAUGCCAUCACCUUUGACCAGCUUGGCUCACACGAAGGCUAUCACUUCCUCAGCUGUCUGUCUCUCUCCAGACCAUGACAUCUAUCUAGCUGCCCAGCCCAGGAAAGACCUCUGGGUGUAUAAACCAGCCCAGAAUAGUUGGCAGCAGCUUGCAGAUCGCUUGUUCUGCCGUGAGGGCAUGGAUGUGGCAUACCUCAAUGGCUACAUUUACAUUUUGGGUGGGCGAGACCCUAUUACUGGAGUGAAAUUGAAGGAAGUGGAAUGCUACAGCAUUCAGAGGAACCAGUGGGCACUGGUGGCUCCUGUACCCCAUUCUUUCUAUUCCUUUGAACUAAUAGUGGUUCAGAACUAUCUUUAUGCUGUGAACAGUAAGCGCAUGCUCUGCUAUGAUCCUAGCCACAAUAUGUGGUUGAACUGUGCUUCUCUUAAACGUAGUGACUUUCAGGAAGCCUGUGUCUUCAACGAUGAGAUCUAUUGUAUCUGUGACAUCCCAGUCAUGAAGGUCUAUAACCCAGCCAGGGGAGAGUGGAGGAGGAUUAGUAAUAUUCCUUUGGAUUCAGAGACCCACAACUACCAGAUUGUCAAUCAUGGCCGAAAGUUGCUCCUCAUCACUUCUACCACCCCACAGUGGAAAAAAAACCGGGUAACCGUGUAUGAAUAUGAUACUAGGGAAGACCAGUGGAUCAAUAUAGGUACCAUGUUAGGCCUUUUGCAGUUUGAUUCUGGCUUUAUAUGCCUUUGUGCUCGUGUUUACCCUUCCUGCCUUGAACCUGGCCAGAGUUUCAUCACUGAGGAAGAUGAUGCACGGAGUGAGUCUAGUACUGAAUGGGAUUUAGAUGGAUUCAGUGAGCUGGACUCUGAGUCAGGGAGUUCGAGUUCUUUUUCUGAUGAUGAAGUCUGGGUGCAGGUAGCACCUCAGCGAAAUGCACAGGAUCAGCAGGGUUCUUUAUAAAUAUUUUGAAACACUAAGAUGUUUCUAUUGCUGUGGAAUGUAUAUUAAAAAAGAUAUUCUUCCCUUUUCCUGAAAAAAGCAAAAGUUGCUUAAGACUGUAGAUUUGUCUUAGAAAGGGUAACAUUUGAAUUACUACUGUAAUGCUAUAAAAUUUAAACAGUCUAGGAAUCAACCUAUGUAAUUUACUCUGCUUAAAGUCAAGAUUAACAUAUGAAAAAAUUUAUCAUAGAAUUGAUUAGAAUGUUUGGUGUUUUUUUUUCAUUGUUCAAGUAUUGCACCAGUGAAUUGUUUUGAUUAGUUACACUUAAUAUUUUGAUGGUCAAAUUUAAUCUGUUAACUUUUUUAUUUUAUUUAGUGCCAGAAGGAACUUAACUUUUUAAUUUUUAUAAUACAAAAUUGUAUUAGAAAUUGUUGGUAGGGUUUUGAAGGUUUAUAUUUUCCUUCAGAAUAAUGAAAGUAGUAGAUUUCCCAAAGUAUAAGCUAGUCAGUUUUUAGUAUUUUAAAUGUAUAUAGUUUGUUAAAAUUUGGUUUUCUUCCCUUCUGCAAAGGAAAAAAACUGGAUAUGUAUAUAUAUGUGUUACUGAAUAGUGAUUUCAUUUUGAUAAUAUGCAGAAUGGUUCUUAAGAGCUCUCAGAAAGUUAAAAAAAGCAGGAUUCCACUGUUUUAAAAGAAACUUUUAAUUUUUAGAAUAUAAAAUGUGUAUUUGCUAAAUCUGACCAUUUUUCUAUCUUAAAAAUCAUCCAUUGUAGUACUGUCACCAGUUAUUUAAGCACCCUUCUAAACCAAAAAAGAAAAAAAAAAACAAGAUAACUUGCUUUGUAAGUUAAUAUUUUUCACCUGUACCUGAUACAUGCUUCAUUGAAUCAGCGGAACAAUCCUUUUUUUACUGGACAUAUGAGGUGAUGUAAAUUUUUAUGCAUUGGUCAUGCCUUGUCUUAAAAAGUUUAUAUGCUUUUCUUAAAAUAUUUUGGGUGUAUAGUUUUGGUGUUUGUCUUAAAGGAUUCUUCAGCAGGAAGUGCUUUAUUCUUUACUGUUUUGGUGAGGUAAUUUUGGUUUUAAAAAUAUGUAUAAGCUAAAAACAGUAUUUUAUUGAGGUCAGUAGUUAUUGUGUCUGUUGACUAUAAAAUCAAGUGCCAGAAGAGAACUUUAAAACUUUAAGCUGUGUAUAGAACUGUUUUGUGUAGCAUUGAAAUAUUCUGUCAGUUUUGUAAGUCACUGUAAAUGAUUAUCAGCUUCAAGGUAUUUUUAUAUUAAAAGUUGAACAGUUAAAGACAUAAAUGGAUGAUGGCAUUUGGGGCCAGUAUGAAAGUAUGAUUCCUUAAAAAUAUUUCCCUAAGCAGUGGUAUACAUGGUUAUUUUAUUAGGGUAUUUUUCUGCGACCUUUAUUCCAGUCUUUGUUCUUUGUUUUUGUAUCACCGUAGUGUAAGGAAAAGUCCAGAAAUAGAGACUAAAUCACACAAAUUGAUACUGUUAAAUACAAGAAGAUAUAGGUGCUUACUUUUCGAGGAUCUCUUACUAUAUAUGAUUGUCACAAUACAUACACAUGAUAAAAUACAUACAAGUGUAUAAAUUUUUCUAUACCCCUUAGAAUGAUCUUGAGUCUUUGUUCAGUAACAUGCUAAUUCCUCUUCUGUGUUUAUUCUCUAGUGACAAAAUGCUGACAUUUCUUACAUCCUGGCAGAUUACUGAGGAGUGUGCUGUUCCCCUAGCAAUAUGUGUUCCUUAAAAGUAACAGACAGGCUUUAGUGGCCUAAGUCUAGCUUUUGUUCCAUUUGAUGGUCGGGAAUGUUAUAAGCACAGCUCUUAACAUAGAAAGCUAUUUCUUAAUAGUGUUCUUUUUUGGCCAACUUUUCUUUACCAGUAACUUCCUGCUAGUAGCUUUUUGUUUUGUAAGGUUGAAAUAAGACACUACUGAUCACAACCAGAUUAUCCAUUUACAGAAUUAAGAAUUCAGGUAUGCAAUCAAUUGAUAAAAGACAAAUUGUCGUUCUCAACCUCUGAGUUAAGUAUAAGCUAAUAGUAAUAUCUUGGUUUACAACAAGGUUUUCUUGGGAAAGAUUUUGAUUUUGUGAUGUAGUUGUGAAUUAGGUAAUAGACUAACCAUUAUUUUAUAUAGGUAAGUAAUUUAUACAUGGUUAGUUACAAAUAAAACUGGCAGUAGAACCCAGGCCUUCUAAUCUCUUAAUUUAGUGUUUCUGAUAAAUGUGUAGAACCCUUGCUUUUUUAGUGAGUGACACAACUAUCAGUGUUGAAAUCCCUUCUUGACAGGAAAGCACCUUUGUCUCAGUUAACUGGUACAUCUUUUAACAUAUGCUCAAUAUAAUGUCGUUAAGAAUAUAUAAAGGAUAAAAUGAAUUUAGCAAGCAGUUUAUUUAAUUUGGGUAUAGGAUUAAAUUUUAAUUGUAGUUCCCUUCUAUCUCCUCUGGUAAUGUUUUUUCUGUUUUGUACCUGGAUCCUGUUGAGAAUCUGAUGAAAGCUUUUGACCCAUUCUUCAGAAAAAUGUACAUGUUCAUAUUUUCAUAAAUUCAAGGAUGUUAGGACAUUUCUGAAGGUCAUCUACAGACUCAGGGUAAGAACACUUGUGACAAAGUCCCAAGCACACUUCUACAAAAAGGAAUUUGCAUUUUCAUAAGACAUAUGGCUCAUAUAUUUUUGUAAAGGGAGACAAACAUUGUUAUGUCAUUCCUAAAAUAGUGCUAAAGAAAUAAUAUACAUUUACUAUCUGAAAGGGAUGUGAAUAGUAAUGGGCAAUUCAUAACAAAGGCAAAGUUGGCAUUUCUGAAAUUCAAAUUUCUUCACGAUGAUUAACAUGAGAAAAGUAACUAAAUGUAAGUGAUUUAAAGAAAUGAGUCAACUGAGCUAAUGUAUCUGAAGGCUUCUUUGAAACUUGAAGUGUUAUAUGUGAUGUUAUUGUUUAGGAAGCCUGUUAGAAAUACAAAGCAAAAUAGAGGUUCCAGGUGUUUGAAACUGCAGACAUCUGUUUAUUAGACAUAUAUCUAAGUAGCAAGAGUUGUUUUAUAAUGAGCAAUAGUUGGUUGGAAGAGGUCAUCUACCCAUAAACAAUCUAUCUAAAAUAUAAUCAAUAUGCUACUCACUGCUCAUUAACUAGGAAACAGUGCUUUGCCUAAUGUUAUUUUUACCAUUUUGUAGUGAAAUGAAAAAAUGUAAAACACAAUGAGUUGUUAACUAAAAUUACUUAAAUGAAUUUGUUUUAGAUGUUCAUAAAUUGGAAAUGCACAGAGUUUGCAACCCUAUGUCAGCCCCCUAAACUUUAAAAAAGGUAGUUUGUCUUUGAAAUCUUAAUGUGAUAACCAGAAUGUAGACAUCUACAGUCUGCUUCAGAUUUCAACUCUUGGAAUCAUUUUAUGCUGCCUGCUUUUUAGCUAUUUUAUUUUGCCUAUAUCUUUUCAUCAGCUCUCACCCAUAUCUUAAAAACCUCAGCACCUUUUCAUCAGUAGAACUAACUUCAAAAGAAUAUUCAGUAUAGCAAACAAGAUAAAGCAGAAAAGAAUUAGGCAAAAUUAUUUAUAGAAUAUAUAACUAGCAAUUCUAAAAGAAUUGAUAAGCUAUUUUUGGAGCCACUGAGCUAUUUUAGAGCCACUGAGAUGCAAAGUUUUUUCUAAUGAAGAAAGAGUUCACAGAGGCUGCCAAGUGUUAGAGUACCACAUAGACAGUAGGUUUUGUGCCCUCUCCUUGACUCUGGGCCAUUUUGCACCUAGAUCUAUUCCAUCAGCUCCUAUUCAUUCCUCACUUCUUUAACCUUGUACACUAAACAAGACACUGGGAGUGUAGGGAACAGAUGUGGUUGCAUGCCACUUCUUUCAUUUUUGAGACAUAUUUUCUCAGAAACUAUGCUACUGGGUGGGCAGUCACCUCUCCAGUGAAAUCAGCCUUUUGUAUUUUCACCUCCAGACCAAUUGUACCUGCUUGGAACCAGCAUAUCUUAAUCAGGAAUAUUUUUUGGACGGACAAGCUAUUCUUUAAUUCUGGGGAAACUAGCAAAUAGCAAUAGCUCUCAUGUCAACGUACAGUCUGAUCAGAGUCUUGUCCUAACAGCUUUUUUUUUUCAUCUUUUAACAGCUUUAUUGAAAAAGAAUAGGAAACCAUUACCAAAAUCAAGAUAAUGAAUGUAUCCAUUUUCCCAAAAGUUUCAUUGUGCCCCUUGGUAACCUCUCCCUUAUUCCUCCUCUCUUUUCCAUUCUCUGGGAAACCACUGAUCCUACAUUGAGUGUAUUUCCUAGAAUUUUUUUUAUUGAAAUGUCAUUGAUAUACAAUCUUAACAUUGGUUUCAAAUAUACGACAGUGGUUCAACAGUAUCCCAUAAUUUUAAAUCCUCGCCCCCUCUAAUGUGGUUAUUGUCUAUUAACAUAGAUGUCACAGAAUCAUGACCAACUUAUAUUGUGAUUGCAAAUUUUAAUGGCUUUCUUUGUAUACAGGAGAUGUCAUGGGGCAGUGUUUUCUUCUUACCUUAUACAUUAGUUAGAAUCUAGGUGUGGUUAUGUGCAUAGAAAUCCUAUAGUUUUAUUAAGAUAGAAGUUUCUCUUAUAAAAAUCCAGUCUGUUAUGUUGGCUCUGAUCUAAAAAGUCCCUUGAGACCCAGGAUUUCCUCUUUUUCUUUUCUUCUAUGUUAGGAUAUUGUCGUGAUCCACAUGGUCCACGCUGGUUCACCUUCAUGUCCAUACUCCAGCCGUUAGGAAGAGAGGAGGGGAAAGGGGAGGCCUUGAGCCUUUCUGGUAAGGGAAGUUGUGUACAUCACUUGCAAGUCAUAUGACAUUGUCCAGAUGUUACACCUAACUGCAAGGGUGCCUAGAAGGGGUAGUUGUUAUUCUGGGUCAACAUAUAUCUAGUUAAAAUUCAGGGGUUCCUUCUUGUAAAAUGGUGGAGAAAGGCUAUAAGGUUAUAUUCAAUCUCUACCAUGCCAUCAGGCCAGAUUUUAUCACAUGGCAGCCAAAAUGAUUACCAGUCCUCCGAAGACCCACAUCCUACCAGCUUAGAAAUCCCAGAGGAAAAAGCAGUAUUUUCAGGUAUCUCUGGCAGGUAAUUUGGGGAGGACUUAGACUCUGCAUAUACAAAUCAGGCCACCUAUAAUACAUGAACGUGGGGAUGGGAAUGUUGAGGAAGACAGAUAAGGAAAUAAUGACAAUGAAGGGUAAUAGUUCCUACUGUGUCAGACUUCAAGUUGGGACUGUUCAGGUUACAGCAUGCAUUUUGUUUUGACCUGAUUUUAGGGAUAUGAGGGGAAGCUGGAGAUGGGAAACAAGUUAGUAAUGUUGGUAAACAUCAGAUCUUGAGGCUUUGUAUGGCAUGCCAGGGAGUUGACUUGUUUAGCAUACAGUGCAGAUUCAUUGAGAAUUUUUAAAUAGGGACUUCACACGAAUUUGUUUUAUUGAGACUUCUGAGUAUAUCGAUAGUGCGAGGCUGUGGGUGCAAGAUCAGAGGACUGCUGUUGUAGUAUGGGCAGUGAGACGACAUGGUCCUCCACAGGGGCCAUAGCUAUGGGCCUGAUGAGGAAGAACCAACAUAAGAGAAGUUACAGAGAUUCCGCUGGACUUAUAAUUGUAUUUUUGGGAUGAGGGAGCUGGAAGGUGUAUGAGAAGGGAAGGACUAUAGGCUAUUUCCCAAGUUUCUUGUUAAGAUAUUGUGCUAAUGUAUAGGUCAAACUUGUGUACCAAAGAGGACCUAAAAUGAAAGAUAAAAACCUGCUUCUGUCCAUUCAGUUCAGAAGUGAGUUGUCAAGGGCUGGCAGGGUGGUUCUGCCCGUUAAGCUUCUUUGUGAGCCUAGGCUAGUUCCUGCAUCACUUUCCCUCCAACUCCUAUUGAGUUAACCCUCUGGGGCUAAGCGCACUCGCUAGAGCUGCAGGAAAGCAGAAAGAAAGGAAAUGGAGGGCAAAAAAUUCCUUUUUAAAGGACUUUUAUAUCACUUUUGCCUUUUCUUCACUGGAGAGGUCUUAAUCAUAUCACCGCAUCCAGGUACAAGGCCGACUGGGAAAUAUUGACGUUAGAUGGGUAGCUUUGUGCCCUGCUGAGACUCAGGGGGCUUCUGUUGCUAAACAGAUUAAUGAACUAUUAUGUUUCAAUAGACAUGUCCACAUUUCCUGUGUUCAAUUCACAACAAAGUGCAGGCUUUAUUGUUAUGAAGUUCAUUUCUAGCAUCCCUAAUCCUCCAUCCACUAUAGUGGAAGUUAAAUUCCUAUAAUGCUGAAUAAUGAUUUUUCACAAACAAAUGCACCUGAGUGCCUUGAACACACACCUACAUACACACAUGAACACUACUUAAUCCUUGCCCUAAGUCCUAUCUCAGUCCAAGUAUUCCUAGAAAUGGCAGAAAUUAAGCCUCCAGAGGGUCAGGAUUCUCUCCCUAAUGCCUAAGCUCUUUUCCAGUGCCCUCUCCUUGGGUACCUAGCACCUUAGCUCUCUCACGCAUCCCACACUCCAACAGCUCUCACUAUUACUAACCAGGAACCAUGACACAGGAGUCAAAGAGAGGUUAAUGACCCCAGGGCAGUUCUAAAGCAAUGAAGGAUGGAAAUUAGAUACAUGCUUCAGCAUCCCAAUUUUAAGAAAGGGACAAUUCUGAAAUGUAUUCUAUAUGGAUCUUUAGAUGGUCGCCUUCUGGGCUGAACCCCAGUCUCCCACAGUAGUAAUCAACUCAGUAACACAUCUUCCCUGUGUCACUUUCAGGAUAUGGCCAACCAGGUCACAUCACAGAAAUUUGAGUUGGUGGUUAAAAGGUUGUUAGUGGUAUUUUUGCAAGGAAGCUUCCAUUUGAAUGUUUGCUUGAGGGCAGAAGCCUGGUAAGAGUGGAUCAGAAUGCAUUAGAUAAAGUUUUAGUUAGACACCUGCCAAUAUGGUUUUACCCCACUCUAAAGGGCUCAGGUAAAUUCAAGCCUCACAGCCCUUCUUGUAACAUGACAACAAAAAAUGCCAUGUUUUACAAAAACUAUGUUGCCAAAAAUGUUGAACCUGAAUCUAAUUAAGCCAUUAGAACAAACUUCCAGUUUACAGGAAAAACCGUGACCAGAAAGAUAAAUUGAAAACACUGUGAAGAAGCAAUCAGCCAAAUGCAGAAUGUGGACAUUCAACAGGACAGCUGAUACUAUGUCAACAAAUCUUCCCUGGUGUGGUAAGAUGUGAAAAAGCGGAGGCAGCAAGCAUGGGCUAUUCUUUGGAAGGGAAUGGGCAGUCUGUAGUAAGGGAGAGAAUACCUAGGUUCUGUUUUUGGUUGCUAUAAAUCUUAAUUUAAACAUGUUACUAGGAUCAGGCAUUAAGCCAUUAGAAAGAACAAUGAGGGGCUGGGCGCAGAAGCUCCCGGGAAGGGAGGAGAUGGACCAAAGCACAAGUGGCAGGUACACACUGGAACAGGAGCCAGGACUCUUC
Messenger RNA from Manis javanica (Malayan pangolin), 9724 nucleotides. It is a transcript of the gene KBTBD7, whose product is annotated as kelch repeat and BTB domain containing 7. Gene Ontology annotation, molecular function: protein binding. Lineage: Eukaryota; Metazoa; Chordata; Mammalia; Pholidota; Manidae. The record is from RefSeq and is a predicted model, not a curated record.